Messenger RNA from Diachasmimorpha longicaudata, 1441 nucleotides. Its product is annotated as annexin B9-like. The transcript is spliced from 4 exons. Gene Ontology annotation, molecular function: calcium ion binding; calcium-dependent phospholipid binding. NCBI's taxonomy places the organism in Eukaryota, Metazoa, Arthropoda, Insecta, Hymenoptera, Braconidae. The coding region runs from base 218 to 1303 and encodes 361 amino acids. Gene Ontology annotation, cellular component: cytoplasm. The record is from RefSeq and is a predicted model, not a curated record.
UUUGAACGACAAUGUUUAUGUUUUUGUCUGUUUGGAUGGUGCCGGAAUAAUGUUCAUUAAGUCAUUUUCAUGACCCAAUAAUGAAAAAUAAAUUUUUCAUCACUAUUGGUUUUGAAAUAUCCCAUUAACGAGAUAGCAACUCCACGCAGACGAUUAACGGGGGGAAGGGGGGAAGUAUUUUUUAAAUUGUCCUCCCUCUCCACAUCUCCGUCUUUAAAUGAGACUUUUAACUAUUGGGCUAUCAUUGAAUCAUCGGCCCUUGAAGCAGUCAGUCCUCCUUGUCCCAUUAAAUUCGUUGCAGAUCACCCAGAGGAACUGGAAUAACAAUACAAAAAUGACUCCGAGGUAUUGGCCCUUCAAGUGUACCCCAACGGUGUAUCCAGUGGAGAAUUUCGACCCAACAGCAGACGCAGCAUCAAUGUGCAAAGCGAUGAAGAGCUCUGGUGUCGAUGAAGAAGCGAUAAUCGAUGUGCUUACCAACCGUGGAAUUAAACAGCGUAUGGAGAUCGCCGAGCUGUACGAGCAGCACCACAGGAGUACCCUGGUCAAUGACCUGAAGAGCAAGCUGUCUGGGAACUUGGGGGACGUGGUCGUCGCCCUCAUGACGCCGUUACAGGACUACUACGUCAGAGAACUCCACGACGCCAUUACAGGACGCAAGACCGACGAGAAAUCAAUCAUCGAAUUACUGUGCACUGUCGGUAACUGGGGGAUCAACACUGUCGUGGAGUCUUAUCAGAAACAAUAUGGAAGAAGCAUCGAGGACGACCUCAAAGACGACACUUCUGGUCAGUUCAAGAGACUGAUCGUCUCCAUUUGUCAGGCAAACAGGGAUGAGAGUGUGGGGAUAGAUCUUGCUCAAGCUCAGCUGGACGCCAAGGACCUGUACGAAGCUGGUGAGAAGCAGUGGAGAGAGGAAGACUCCCGGUUCAACGAACUCAUCGUCACCAACAGUUAUCAACAGCUUCGACAAUUAUUCCUGGAGUACGAGAAGAUCUCUGGUGAUGACAUUGAAGUCUCCAUCGAGAAGGCCUUCUCCGGAAGUAUCAAGAAAGGACUUCUUGCAUUCGUCAAAUGCACGAAAUCCAAGGUCGGCUUUCUCACCGAGAGACUUCACGCUGCAAUGCAGGGACUCGGCACCAAGGAUCGUAUCCUGAUUCGUAUUAUCGUCCUCAGGAGUGAAAUCGAUCUUGGGGAUAUCAAGGAGGCGUUUGAGAAGCGAUAUGGGAAGUCCCUGGAGAGUUGGAUUAGUGGAGACACUUCCGGGGAUUAUAGGAAAGCUCUUCUGUCUAUUAUUAAUUAGUGAAUCCUUGAAAUUAUUGUACUGAUGAUAUGUGGGGGAUCACCAGCUUGCGAACUGUGUUAAAACGGACUUCGUCAAAUGUCAGAUAAUUUAUAUUUGUUUAUUGAAUAUUUAUGAUCCUUUCGAGGAUGUAAUGAG